Drechmeria coniospora is the source of this 3543-nucleotide messenger RNA. RefSeq names its product pentatricopeptide repeat containing protein. NCBI's taxonomy places the organism in Eukaryota, Fungi, Ascomycota, Sordariomycetes, Hypocreales, Ophiocordycipitaceae. The coding region runs from base 1 to 3543 and encodes 1180 amino acids. Gene Ontology annotation, molecular function: protein binding. The transcript has a single exon. The record is from RefSeq and is a predicted model, not a curated record.
AUGCUCGAAAGAACGGCAGCCAGCCUGGAAACAUGCAACCUUCACCGCGUUCUCUCCCGACCAGCCCCCCCGUCCAAACUGUGCAAGCCUCUUCGCACAGGCUUCUGGCAGCAUGGUGCCUCGGCCAUAGAGCUGUCUACUCUAUGGCCGCUACCCGCCCGAGCUUCCGAUGCCGUUCCUGCUGAGCCCCCCUCCUACCCAACCCAGACAGGCCUCGUGGCCUCUGCCUUCCUCCUCGACUUUCUGUACCCGAAAGAUACCCACGCACUGCUCCGUCGCUUGUAUCAAACGCUGCCUCGGCCCCAAGUUGGUGGGAGAUCGACCGCAUCGACGACGAAUCGCAACUUCGCAUCGUCUCCGGCUGUCGCCGAGUCGCCAUCUCAAAAAUCCACGAUUCGUCUUCCGACUCCAGACGCGAGAGAUAGACGACGGGUUGGACGAUUGAUCGAACAGGCGCAAGCCCUCCGGUGUGAUGACAGGAAUCUCGUAUCCCUGUCCCCCGAAACCGAUACCGAGUUUCGCUCAUCCUCCGUGGUCGAAAAAAAUGAAGCCCAAACAACCCACGCCGGCGACAUUGAUGGGCCUCGACCUUGUCCGACAGGAAAAGGUGAAAUGCUGCAAGACCUGCUGUUGCGGCCAAUGCAAGAACGAUAUCGUGAUAUCUGGGACGCAUACUGCAACCUGAAUGCCGGUCAGCAAACAAUGUUCCGUCGCGAAGUCAUCCUGUACCUAUCCAGAUCGCGAAGCAGCAUCGACACCGAACGAGUGCUGUCCCUUUUGCGACAAAUUCCUGGGGAUGCCUUGGACAAUGACCUUCAGGCUGCUGCAGUGCUCGCCCCGAUACGUCUCGGUGAUAUCGACGCGGCUGUUGCCAAGUUCAAGACCGGACUGGCGCAAAAGGGCCUAUCGGGCGGUCUCCAUUACCUCAUGGCCGACCUGGUUUCCCAUGGCCGCUGGUCAGUUUUGCUCAGCGUCUGGUUGGAGCAUUUUGCGGCCGUUGGCGAAAAGUCUACCGAUGCGACCUCGUUGUGCCAACUGCAGUCCAUCCCAGGGCUUGGCAUGCUCUAUCUAUCCUUUGAGAAAUACGUCGAGGCACAGGAGCUUGGUUCGAUCAGCAACAUGAUCAAAAACGUCGGCAUACACUCUAAACCGAAACCUGGACUUCACGCUCUGCGACGAAAGCUGGUCGAGGCAGCUCUGAGGCAGCCGUGUCCUCCCAAGCAAGCGGCAGUCAUGCUGGCGAAAUGGGCCGAUUGUCAGCUCUACGAAUGCUACAUCCUCCGAAUGCUCGACAAGUGGAAAAUCGGAUCCGAGUCCAAGGCCAACUUGGUGAUGCUUUCCGAGAUUUACCAAAAGUACGGGGCUCUGCCUGGCGCCAAACCUUCCAUACCUCUCCUUCGGGGCAUGUUUGACCUGUACUUUCCUGCAAAUGCAGCUGGCCUUGAAGGUAUAUAUCGCGACUGGCACAUGGCUUGGGGCGAUCUCGACCAGUGGGGGUUUGAAAGGUUUCUCAAGUUUUAUGCUCGGGCGGGAGAUGAGCAAGCCGUCAGAGACCUUUGGGCGCGGUACGUCACCUGCUUCCCCGACGUCCUCAAGCAGCCACGUGCAUUCAGAAGUACGAUGAAUGUAUUUGCUCAGACGGGGAACGUCGACAAGGCCGAAGAGGAGCUCGAGAUGAUGAUGAAGCGAUACGGAGUCAAGCCCGACAUUGACAUCUGGAACACGCUCCUCAAAUGCUACACGAGAGCAGAGGACUUUUCGCGCGUCCUCCGUUGCUUCGAAGAGAUACGAGCCAUUCAUCGACCGAACUCGUUCACUUAUGCGCAUGUCAUGGCCAUGGCUGCCAAGAAGGGCGACCUCGAGACGACUCUCGAUUUCUUCAAGAGAUCUCAGAACGAUCAGGUUCAAGUGACCAAGGAAAUGGCCAUGGCACUCGUCAUGGCCUACUGCCGCAACGACCGGCUGACGGAUGCCGAGAGGAUAUGCACUGAGCUCGCCGAACGAAAGGCCACAAGCACUGGCAUCUGGAAUCAACUACUACACUUCAACGGCGUGCAUGGCAAACUGAGCAAGUGCUACGAGCUGCUCCAGGCCAUGAAGACGUACGGCGUCGAGUGGGAUCACCAGACGCACGAGUUCCUUCUUCAGGCUCUAGUCCGUGUCGAUCAGAUACAACCCGCCUACCACCUCCUGCGAAGCGCGUACGAGGACAAGUUCUUUCCUCUCGGCCCGGAGCACUAUGCCGUCGUCAUGGCCGGCGCCGUUCGAACCGGAGAGCUUGCCCUAGUCGAAACGCUCCUCUGGCACAUGCAGCGCGCCGGGCUGCCCGUGUCCUUCAAUGCCCACGUGUCACUCGUCGAAGCGGCCUUCCGGCAGAACCCAUCGGCCGAACGCACUAGGAGGCUCGGCAAGGAGUUUGUUGAGCACUUGCGUGCCCUGCUCCCCACGCGGGCAGCAGGCUCGCCCAAGGCAUACGGCGACGUGGUGGAGAUUCGGAGGCAGACGCAAGGAAUUGGCCGUGCCAUCAUGCUUCUCGUCGAACUGCGUGAUUUUGGCACUGCCGAGGAGCUCGUCAACAUCUACUCCGAACUGUUCGCCAACCACAAGGGCCAGGCAGGAUUCCCGCCAGCGGUCGCCUCCGCCUUGAUGUUGGGCUAUCUCAAGGACGCCAGGCUCGGCCAGGUUCAAACGAUGUGGGAGCGGACUUGGGAGAGCGUACUGGCCCGCAGUCAUCGCGUGGGGAAAGGCGCCAUCUAUCCGGCGCAUCAAUACGACCUUGCCCGACCGUUUGGAAUAGUAGUCAGAGCAUUUCGAGAGGCAAACGACGGCAUCGGCUUGGUCCGCUGCGUUGAGAAGGUCACGUCCGCGGGUUUCAAGCUGACUCGUAGCAACUGGAACAUGGCCGUUCGCUACCUCGCCGAGAUGGGCCACUGGGAGCAGGCCAUGAACUGGUGCGAGACAAUGCUGAUGCCCCAAUGGCGAGGCUGGAACGCCAAGGGCACAUCGCUCCAGGAGAGGAGGGACAUGAAGAACACGCGCAUUCUUCAAGCAUCGAAACCGGCUAUUUACGGCCUGCAGAAGGAGUGGCUGAAGCUGCGCAAGCUGGCUGCGUGGUCUGCCCAGAUCUCACGCAAGCUUAAGCAAAUCGAGCUGCGGCAUCCCAUGCUUCACUACGCAUUCAUCACCUCCGACCACGACCAACUCGCGGCGACCUGGGUCCUGCCGAAGAAGGAGAGCCUCACGCAGGCCAUCAAGGAAUUGUUGAAGCCCAUCUCGUACGCCGAGCUCAAGGUUAUGAGGAAGGCGCUGGAGAGGCAGUUGCGCCUCCUUCAGACGAAGAGUAAUCGGCCACGAAAGUCGCACGGUCCAUUUCAUGUCGUUACGGGCGGUUCGAGCACGGAUGUGCGCACAAGACCCGUCGUGCAUCGCGACCUGAGGCACCUCGAUGCUGCAGUGCGGAGCAGGUUGAUGGAGAUCGAGAUGGGUGCGAGGCCGCCUGCGGCCGAUGCCGAUGCUCAUGCUGCGGAGAAGGACAAGAAGUGA